AAAGACGACAUAUUGUAUGCGAUUCGGCAAAAGUAAUCUUUGUCAUUUUAAUGUGUGUAUCGACAGGGUAAAAUAAGCACACCACAAUGAAAGGUCUGUUACAGUUAACGCUUCUUGUUAUGGAUUAUAACCUGAUUAUGUCGGUUUCUAAGUUUGAGGGAGUAGUUGACCCAGUUAUCCAACAGGCCUUAGCAUGUCAUCCGCGGAUCCCUGGACUAAGUGUAGCCGUCGUCAAGGACAACAAGGUAUUGAUCUCCAAGGGAUACGGAUUGGCCGACCUACAAACUAGAACACCCGUCACAGAAUUCACUUUAUUCCGAUUGGCGUCAAUAACUAAAGCCGUUUCUGCAACAUUACUGGCGAAGCAGCUUCAUGAAAAUCCAAACUACAACCUUUACACUCACUUAACUAGUUUCUACGAUAGCAGUUUUAAAUUUUCCACCACAAUUAGAACAGAGAAUGCCAACAUCCGGGAUAUUUUGUCACAUGCGCUCGCCAUUCCUAAACACAAUUUUCUACGAUUGAAUCCGAGGCUUAACAGAACGAAUUUUCCAAGUGUAAUGAAGAAUCUGAAGUCAGUCUAUCCUUUCCGGGAAACAUACACGUACACAAACAUUGCCUUUGGUUUGUCAACAACAAUUUCAGAGAAAAUUGGUGGGAAAUCCUGGGAGGAUCUGGUACGAGAAGAACUUUUUUCGCCCCUUGGAAUGCAUUCUUCUACAUUCUUUUCGGAAACAAGGGGCACUAAUCACGUCGCUAAAGGUUACAUCGAUGACGUCAUAAAAUCCACAUCAGUCCCUGUUCCCUCAGUCCUUUUCAGUUCUUGGGAGAAACUAUGCAGUUCAAUAUGCCUAAUGAGUAAUGCCCAUGAUAUGGCGAAGUGGAUGAAAUUUCAUCUCAGUGGGGGAUUGAACGAAAGUGGAAGUCGUGUAAUGGCGCAGGACACACUGAAAUCCACAUAUAAGGCACGGAAUUCUAUAUCUUCCUCUGGCAUAAGUGAAUAUUUUUCAAAACCCAAGGUCCCUCACACAACAAGUGAAGAUAAUUAUGCUCUUGGAUGGCGAAAUGGACAUUAUAGAGAGUAUAAAAUUUUACGUCAUACCGGAACAAUACUUGGAUUUUCGUCUCUUAUAACCCUCAUACCUGAGAUGAAUAUCGGAAUCUUUACAACAAUGAAUGGGCAAGACUCUGAUUAUAUUUUUCGAACUCUUCUUCACAACUACUUAGCAGAUAUUGCAUUGGGGGAAGAUGCAUGGCUGAACUCCAGCACAAUUUGUUCUUUUCCAAAUCCAUGGUACUCCAUGCCGUCAGAAGCGAGUCACACCAUCAACAAAUCUCAAAAGCUUUCGAGAUCUCCCUCAGCAUACGUCGGACAUUACCAUAACAAUGCAUACGGGGAUUUAUAUAUCUUUUCAAACACUUCCACGGGAAUUAUUGUCUUAAAAUACGGCAUUGCAACUUGGAACUUGUAUCCUAAGCAUUCACGAGACCAGUUUGCAGGGGAGGGUUAUGGAAUUCUAGAAGACAUCUCUCCAUACAAUCUUGGUACGAUUAAAUUCCACCACGAUACCCAUAGUUCUAAUGCUAUUACCAGCGUAGAAGUUACCAGUUUUGAACCAAAAGAUCCACCGAUCUUCAGCAAACUAUCAAACGCUGUGGGGUCCAGUAUCAUUUUUGGAAAGUAA
Messenger RNA from Saccostrea cuccullata (small rock oyster), 1685 nucleotides. RefSeq lists its product as uncharacterized. The transcript has 6 exons. Bases 87 to 1685 code for a protein of 532 amino acids. NCBI's taxonomy places the organism in Eukaryota, Metazoa, Mollusca, Bivalvia, Ostreida, Ostreidae. The record is from RefSeq and is a predicted model, not a curated record.